AUGGCGAAAGGAUCAAAGCCCAAGUCCGACCAGGUCGCCGACGAGCAACCGCCCUCUGUCGAGGAAGAUUUGUACCAGAUCCUCGGCGUGCAGUCCGAUGCGACACUCGAGACGAUCAAGACUGCCUACAAGAAGAAUGCCUUGAAGCACCAUCCUGACAAGGUGGGCGAGGAUGCUCGCGACGAAGCCCACGCCAAGUUCCAGAAGAUCGCUUUAGCCUACGCCGUCCUGUCCGACAAACGCCGCCGCAAUAUGUAUGAUCGCACUGGCAGCACCGACGAGGUGCUCGGAGAAGAUGGCGACUUUGACUGGAUGGACUUUUACCGCGAGCAGUUGUCGGCGAUGCUGGACACGCGCGCUGUCUCCGACUUCCAAAAGAAAUACCAGGGCUCCGAUGAAGAGAAGAAGGAUCUUUUGGCGGCGUAUGAGGCAAAUGAGGGGGAUCUGGAUGGCAUCUACGAGUCCGUCAUGCUUUCCAACGUUCUGGACGACGACGAGCGCUUCCGCGCCAUCAUCGAUCAAGCCAUUGUCGACGGAGAAGUGAAGGAAUACGCGCAGUACACUGAGGAGUCGGAGGACAAGCGCCAGAAACGAGUCAAGCGUGCUCAGAAGGAGGCGAGGGAGGCGGAAAAGCUGUCGAAGAAGCUGGAGAACGACAAGAAGAAGAAGGCCGCGAAGGCCUCCAAGGCUUCUGCCGGGAACGAAGAUGAUCUGCUGGCGCUGAUUAACAAGCGACAGCAACAACGGGGCCAGGGGUUUCUUGCCCACAUUGAGGAAAAGUACGGCCAACCUAAUGGCAAGAAGCGUGGACCCCCUGACGAGCCAUCCGAGGAGGCCUUUGCUGCUGUUGGAGCUCGCAAAUCGAAGGAUGGAAAGUCCAAGUCGAAGAAGGCCAAAGCUUAG
Penicillium argentinense is the source of this 903-nucleotide messenger RNA. Its product is annotated as DnaJ domain protein. The transcript is spliced from 2 exons. The coding region runs from base 1 to 903 and encodes 300 amino acids. Gene Ontology annotation, cellular component: nucleus; cytoplasm. NCBI's taxonomy places the organism in Eukaryota, Fungi, Ascomycota, Eurotiomycetes, Eurotiales, Aspergillaceae. Gene Ontology annotation, molecular function: heat shock protein binding. The record is from RefSeq and is a predicted model, not a curated record.